This is a messenger RNA of Arachis ipaensis, 1275 nucleotides long. RefSeq lists its product as uncharacterized. NCBI's taxonomy places the organism in Eukaryota, Viridiplantae, Streptophyta, Magnoliopsida, Fabales, Fabaceae. The record is from RefSeq and is a predicted model, not a curated record. Gene Ontology annotation, molecular function: protein dimerization activity.
CCCGGUCAUCUGGUCACCUGGUUGGGCCGAGCCACACGUUGAACCGGCCAUGCAAUGGACCCGGUGGAAUCCGGUUCAACCCGACAGGUUUUGAUAAAAACCAGUGACCCGGCCGAGUGAUUUGACCCGGUCCGGGUGGUGCAAUUUUUUUUUAUUAUCCUAAACGGCGUCGUUCUAAUCAUCCCCCUCUUCCGUUGAAACUGAAAUGAAACCCUAGGCUAUCCCCCUUCCUCCAUUGCCUCACAUCUCCCUAAUGGCAUCUGAGACAAAUCUCUGGAGAGUUGAGUGUCUGAGACUCUGAGUUCAUCAAUCGGCCUCACCAGUCACCGCCGAACCCUCACCAGUCACCGCCGAUACCCCCCCGAAGCCAACCUCGUCUCUCCAUCGGCAGUCCCUCACCCUCACCCUCACGGCCUUACUAGAUGUAAUUGAAAAAUAUUCAUAUGAUGAUCCAUAAUUGAAUACUAAGUUGACAAGUGAGAAGAGAAUAUAUUCUAAUGCUGAAGAUGAUUUUGGAAGACAAUUUGCACUGCAUGAAUGAAGCACAGUGAUGCCAGACCAAUGGUGGGAAUCUUAUGGAACUGGAGCACCAAAUUUACAAAAGUUAGCCAUUCGUGUUUUAAGUCAAACUUGUAGUUCUUUUGGUUGUGAGCGAAAUUGGAGUAUUUUUGAACACAUCCACACAAAGAAGAGGAAUCGGUUACAAUAUCAAAAGCUUAAUGAUCUUGUUUUCGUUCAUUAUAACUUGAGGCUACAACAAAGGAAUCUAAUGAGAAAGCAAAGCUAUGAUCCAAUUUGUCUUGAUACAUUUGAUGACCAUUCGGAUUGGAUAUUGGAAGAUUCACCGCCGUUUUUAACUCCUGAAGAGGUUGAUGCUCUACGAAAUGAAUUGGCAAAUAUGUCCAUUCAACCAACUUUGGAUGAUCUUGAUCAAUUAAAUUUGGAAGAUGACCAAGAUAAUGAUGGACCAAGUAACAAUGCUAUGGAAGAUAUGGAUACAAAUCAAAAUGAGGAAAAUGUUGAUCAAGCUCCUAAUUUGCCCUAUGAAGAUGUUGAUGCCGACUUUGAGUUCACCCCUUGGACGUGAUUUAAUGAUUGUGUUAUCUUUAACUUGCUCUUAUUGAUUUAAAUUGAGAACAUAUUUUAUACUAGAAACUAGUUUAUUAACUCUUCUUUUAGAUUAUUAGUUAUAUUUGAGACUUGAUAUUUGAUUAUUAAUGUUUGUAAGACUCGCAUUUUAAGUUUUAAGACUUUAUUUCAAUUUUAUUAAUAUAA